AUGCGACGGCAAACAGCAGCAGCAACAACAGCAACAGCAACAGCAACAGAAGCAACAGCAUCAGCAACAGCAGCAGCAGCAACAGCAGCAGCAGCAACAGCAGCACACCUCAACAACAGCAACUGCAUAACAACAGUAACAGCACUAACAGCUCAACAGCAGCAGCAACAGCAGCAGCAACAGCAGCAGCAACUGCAGCAGCAACUGCAGCAGCAACUGCAGCAGCAACUGCAGCAGCAACAGCAGCAACUGCAGCAGCAGCAGCUAAACAACAGCAGCAACAGCAGCAAAAGCAAUCGAUGA
Messenger RNA from Eimeria maxima, 303 nucleotides. RefSeq lists its product as hypothetical. The transcript has a single exon. The coding region runs from base 1 to 303 and encodes 100 amino acids. NCBI's taxonomy places the organism in Eukaryota, Apicomplexa, Conoidasida, Eucoccidiorida, Eimeriidae. The record is from RefSeq and is a predicted model, not a curated record.